CCUUCGGGGAUUCUUAUUGGCGUUACUGACUGGAUUGGUUGUUAUUGGUUCUUUAGACAUAACGAAGCUUCGAUGACUAUCCAAUCCAACCCACGAGUCUAUUUAGAUGUUGCUGUGGAACAAGAUAAACCGAAAACGAUGGUAUUCCAACUUUUUGCUGAUCUCGUUCCGAAAACUGUAGAAAACUUUCGUGCACUUUGUACCGGGGAAAAGGGCUAUGACGCAAAUGGUGUUCGGUUAUGUUAUAAAAAUACGAAAAUACUGAAAAUUAUUCCGGGAUUUGCUAUACAUUGUGGUGACAUUGAGAACAACGAUGGCACUGGGGGCGUGUCUAUUUAUGGAGCCCAGUUUGAAGAUGAGAAGUUUGCUUUGAAACACGUGAGGGCUGGACUAUUAUCUAUGGUUAGCAGUGGACCGAAUAGCAACCAGUCACAAUUCUACAUUUUGUUGAAUCCAGCACCUCAGUUGGAUGGGAAACAAGUAGUAUUUGGUUGUAUAGAGGAAGGUCUACAAGUCCUGCGUUGGUUGGAGAAACUUGAGAUUGCAGAUCAAGAUAGACCUUUGAGACCAGUCACUAUUGUAAGCUGCGGUGAACUUGGUAAAUCUAAGCGAAGUGAACCGCUUCCCAAUAGUAAACAAAGUAUGGAACAACAAAAGACUACACAAGGAGAAAAAGGGGAAAGCAGGGAAAGACGAAGAAGAAGAAAGCGUUCAAGCAGUUCACCAUCCGAUUCAGCCAGUGACAAUGGAAAGUUAGAUUCCUAUUCAGAAGAGAGUGAAAGACAUCGCAAGCGUACAAGUAGACGAGGAGCCAGUCGAGAUAAGAAUAGAAAAAGUCGUCACGAACGAGGAAACUCCAGUCCUUCCGUGUCUCCUCCAGGCAGUCAUCGAAAUGGUUCCAGGCGUUCUUCUCCUCCUUAUGCAAGACAUAAAGAGACUCGGCCUUCACCUAAAAACCUAAUGUACAAAGAAGAGGAAGAGGCAGCUUUCGUUAUGUCUCCGAAGCUGAAAUGGAAUCAGGAAUGGAUGCUUUGCCACGCUUUGCAGCAAGUAAUAAUAUCAGCAAUAUCCAUUGAUUCCUAUUCGAUACCACUUAGAAUCCACUGGGUGACUUGUUUCACAAAAUGCAAUUGAUACCAAUUAGCCACAUGAUGAAUAAGUUUGGUUUCUUGGAUGAUUGCAGUUGCUGGGAUAGUUGUUUCAUAAACCUGAGCAAUAUCACGUAUGUAUCGUAGUCUGCCGCGUUUCAAAUAAUGGGUACCGGCAAUCUUCCAAUCUUGUAUUUGGUAAAGUAACAGCAAGUUUUCAACUCGUUUGACUAGUUUGCGUUCUAUUUCAAAUAAAGGAAUUAGGGAACCACAAUGAAUACAUUGUAUUUGAU
This is a messenger RNA of Galdieria sulphuraria, 1381 nucleotides long. RefSeq names its product peptidylprolyl isomerase. Lineage: Eukaryota; Rhodophyta; Bangiophyceae; Galdieriales; Galdieriaceae. The transcript has 3 exons. Gene Ontology annotation, molecular function: peptidyl-prolyl cis-trans isomerase activity. Gene Ontology annotation, biological process: protein peptidyl-prolyl isomerization. The record is from RefSeq and is a predicted model, not a curated record. The coding region runs from base 73 to 1134 and encodes 353 amino acids.